AUGUUUGCACUGACAGUAGGUGUUGUCAUUCUUGUCACUCUUGUGAUCUUGUACUACCUUCGCCCAUCGACAUAUCCGAAGAAGUUAAAUGGCCAAUGGGUAGGUGAAGCGAAGCCAGGAGAGACUCGGAUACUACGUGGGUAUACAGCGGAGAAAGAAUUAGUGACGGAGAACCUCUCGCACUUCCGGACGAUCAACGACGUAGUCAACGGGUUCACGCGGGAAGACAAAAAAGAGUUUGUUGGGUAUCGGAGAUGUGAAAGUACUGUUGCGUUCAAGACGAUGACAGUGAUGGUCAAUGGGAAGGAAGAGCAGAAGAAGUUGUAUAAGUACAAGAUGUCGCCAUACAUCUGGAUCUCCUCAGUGGAGUAUCAUCACAUGAUUAAUCGCCUUUCGACUGGUCUUUUAAGUAUUGGAUUGAUGAAAGGAGACAAACUUGGGAUCUUCUGUGAGACUCGGUAUGAGUGGAUGGCUUUGUUAUUAGCUGCUUGUAGACAAGGGAUUAUAGCGGUCACUGUUUAUGCCACUUUAUCGGAUGAUGCCGUUAAAAUUGCAUUAGAAGAGACGGACAUUAAAGGACUUGUAGUUUCUGAAGAUACCGCUAAAAGACUUCCGAAGAUUGGGAUCAAACAACACGUCAUUGUGAUCAACGUCGAUGAGAACAAAGAGAAUAAAACAUCGUUUGAAGCUCUCAAUUUGUCGGAAGAGAAGACGGAGUUUGCGGAAGUCCAUGAGAACGACUUGGCGAUGAUCAUGUACACGUCAGGGACAUCAAAUAGUCCGAAAGGAGUGACUGUGAACCAAAAUCAAAUUCUGAUGUUGUCGUACGCAUAUACACAUGUCUUGGAGUUCUCGCGAGAACGGUUCAUCGCUUACUUGCCGUUAGCCCACAUCUUUGAAAUUGGCAUUGAGUUUGCCUUGUUAAUGGAUUUUGCGACGAUUGGAUAUGCGGGGACACGUACGUUGACUGCUGGGGGGUGUCACGAGUGUAAUUCGGACUUAAUUGAGUUGAACCCGACUGCGAUGAUUGGUGUACCGACGGUCUUCAAUCGAGUCAAGAAGGGGAUUUUAGAGACGGUAGGCAAAUCCAAUUGGUUUAAGAGAUUCAUGUUCUCCACAGGGUUUUAUAUCAAGAAGGCCUUGUAUGUCGACUACAAUUUGUGUCCGCCGUAUUUGUUUACUCCACUAUUAAAAGUAGUUGAUGGCAUCAUUUUUAAGCCACUGAGCAAAUCUUUAUUGGGGAAGAACAUUAAGUCGGUGAUAGUCGGUGGCUCUGCGUUACAUCAAGAAUUGCAACACUUUUUAACAGUCAUCUUACCGAAUGUGGCUAUCAUGCAAGGAUUUGGAAUGACUGAAUUGUGCGGCGCAGCACUUGCUAUGCCACACAAUGACCCCGAGACAUCUACUAUAGGGGUCAUCUUCCCAACAUAUGAAGCUAAAUUAAGAGACGUCGCUGAAUUGGGCUAUUUGACAAGCGACAACCCACCAAGAGGAGAAUUAAUGUUUAAAGGCCUUCCUGUCACGAAAGGAUAUUUCAAGAGAGAUGAGGAGAAUAAGGAAAGCUUCACAGAAGAUGGAUGGUUUUGCACUGGAGACAUCGCAACUAUUAAAGAUGACUUGCACGUGUGUAUCAUCGAUAGAAAGAAGAACAUAGUGAAACAACCAUGUGGAGAAUAUAUUAGUCUGGAACCUAUCGAAUCAAAGUACUCCUCUUCAAAGGUCAUCGACAACAUUUGCGUCUUCGCAGACCCUUUCCAUGACUUCAUCGUCGCUUUAAUCUCUCCUUCACACAACGUCAUCAAAGAAAUUAAUCCAACUCUCGCAUUCAACGACGCUAUCAAAAACAAAGACGUCAUCGAAAGCGUCAAAAAGAUGUUGGCUGAAGUCGAAGUUGGCUUGUCCGCUAAACAGAAGAUUAAAUACUUCACUUUGGUCCCAGAAGAAUGGACACCAGAAAACGGACUUUUAACUGCUGCUCUCAAACUCAAACGUCCAGCUAUCAACUUGAAGUACCUCCCACAAAUUCAGCAAAUGUUCUCUUUGAAUUAA
Molecule: messenger RNA, 2049 nt
Organism: Entamoeba invadens IP1
Lineage: Eukaryota; Evosea; Mastigamoebida; Endamoebidae
Product: long-chain-fatty-acid--CoA ligase, putative
Exons: 1
Coding region: 1-2049 (682 amino acids)
Biological process (GO): long-chain fatty-acyl-CoA metabolic process; long-chain fatty acid metabolic process
Cellular component (GO): plasma membrane; lipid droplet; endoplasmic reticulum
Molecular function (GO): long-chain fatty acid-CoA ligase activity
Source: RefSeq, a predicted model, not a curated record